Messenger RNA from Plenodomus lingam JN3, 933 nucleotides. Lineage: Eukaryota; Fungi; Ascomycota; Dothideomycetes; Pleosporales; Leptosphaeriaceae. The record is from RefSeq and is a predicted model, not a curated record.
AUGUUCUUCUCCAAAGACAAGUCAAACACAUCUGCAUUUGCCGCCAUGUUUUCCUCCCAAGAGCAGUCCGGCUCAUCGAAGUACACGCCGGUCAUACUACAUGAUCAUGAAGAUUCUGCUUCAUCGGAAAAGUCCUCCUCUUCCCAGAGUGAGCCUUACAAAGACGACCACACUUCUCCCUUACUCGAGGCUUCCAACAAUCACCCUGAUUGUGCGUCGGCCAAGUCCUCUAGGCUGCCCAAAGUCGUCCUUUAUUUGUCCUUCGCCCUAGCCCUACUGUCAACAGUGAAUGUUGCUAUUCUCCCGGCCACAUUAUCCAACUACCACUUCUACCCCUUUUCCGACUCUGAGCUAGAGAAGCUCCCACAUGGUGACCCUAGGCUGGGAUUGGAGAGGGCCGCGAAGGUCUUGACCCCUCCUGCCUAUUACCAUGCUUGGCCGGAUAGAAUUGCACGCGUGAGCAGGAAGUUGAAGAAUGCCGUGUGGGGUCAGGGUGUGCAGGUCUAUAUCAGUGUCGAGGACUCGACCAUUAUGCGGUUUCCGAUCCCCUCUACCGGCGUCAACGCUUGUGCACUGAUCUGGCAGCCACCUCCUGAGUUGUCUGGGCGUGCCAAGGACGUCACAACAAAGGGUGAUGUAACGCAAAUCGAAGUCUGGCAGCUGCUUGCGCCCUCAGCUACCUCUUCUUCCAGCAUUGAAGAGUUGGAUUAUGAUAGCCUAGCGUACUCGACCAUCCCCGUACGCGGAGAGUUGCUUGGUGUGCUAGACAUCACGGCCAAGCCAAACAGCACAACAGUGGAAUUCGCGUGUCCAAGUGAGGCAAAGACUUUGACUGUAGAGCUUAGGUGCCAGCGCGUGGCGUGCCACGUGAGCUUUAUGCAGCUUGACAUGGCGCCGAGAGUAGGAUUUAAAUUGAUGAGAAGGAGGGAAUAA